ACGUGUUCAUAGACAGUUACAAGGAGCGCCCGUCUCGGAAUUCAGUCCUGGAUACAUAUCAAUUCGGAAGAGAUUUAAGAAGUCAGGGACUAGAUAUGGCAGAGUCUGCUGAUAUUGAGAUGGAUAUUGGACAUAAAGUUUUAAUUAAAAAGUUUAUUGUAAUAAAGAAAUACAUGCAUCCUGAUCCUAUCAUUGAUUGUGAUACAGGUGGUAAAUUACUCACCGCUACAGACAGACGAAAUAUGAAGAACAUGGAUAUAAGAGAGAAAAAAGAUAAAAUUCUGCGGAAUGUUAAAUCCAAAGGUGCUAAAGGUUACAGGGAUUUUGAAGAGUGUCUAAGAAAGACUGGUCAAACUUUACUGUUAAAGCUGAUGACCUGUGCAAAGAAUGGGCAAGACACUAAGAAGAUAGAGGAUCAGCUUGAGAAAAUGCCAUUGCUAAAUCCAGAGUAUAUUCAAUAUAAAAGAAAAUGGCUGAAAAAGCUGAUCGAUCAUUAUCGAAAAACCCUGCUGCAAGUCUCAGCAACACCUUUACAUCCAAGAGGUGAAAAAUGUAGCUUCCAUGAGAUUUAUAUUCGACCAAAAAUAACAAAGGAAAUAAAAGGAGUAAAGGGGGAGACAGAGGAGGUGGAGGUUAAAACAAUGUCAGAAAUCUUCACAAAGAAUGGAGUUCCCCAAAAAUCUGUAUAUGUUCUAGGAGAUGCAGGGUCAGGAAAAACUAGCUUUUGCAAAUAUCUGGUUAACUGUUGGUGCGUGGCACACAGUCCGGAAAAUGAAGCAAACAAUGAAACUGAAGAUGAUUAUGAGAAACAUGGCGAUUCGAAAGAAAAGCAAGGGGAUGAAAAUGAUGACCUUGGAAAGGAUACACUUAGGAGUGGCAUUGAGGAAUCUGGAGCGACGGCGGCAAUGAAGAAAUUAAAAAUGACAACUGGCCUUCAAAUGAUGGAUUUCAAAAGUUGUUACAGAAAUGUAUCUGAACACGAACUCGAAUUUGAUGGUGUUAAUGAGAUGGAAAAUUUUGAUUUCUUGUUUUACGUUGCCCUCAGGCAGAAUCAAAACAUUCACUGUAUAGAUGAAAUGCUUAAAAAACGAUAUCAAACGAAUUUUCUAAGUACACUUCUGGACGACGAAUCCAGUAGAGUUAUAAUCUUGCUUGACGGCUUAGAUGAAUGGCCUUCUGAAAAUAUCCCCGAACAUAGUUUAAUGAGAGAGUACACAAUAAUCACUACAUCACGACCAUGGAAAGUUCACACUUUGAGCGAGGUGCACAUUGACCAUUCACUGAAUCUGAGAGGUUUUGAUUUGAAAUCUGAAAAAGCAAUGGUAUAUAGGACAAUCUCAAAACUGAAUGAUAUUAGACAUGAUACUAAAGACAGUAGAAAUUGUUUGAAAAUAUUGAACGAAAAGUCUUUGGUAAGUUUUAAACAGGUUCCAAUUAUGCUUCAACAGCUCAUAUGCCUUUGGUUUGAUGGUAAACUUGAUAACACGACAAGUUGUGCUAUCUACACGGGAAUGUUAGAACUUAUCUUUGCAUGGAAUGACAUGAAAAUUGCGGGAAAAGAUGCUGAAAGAACGAAGGGUUCUCCGAAAAUUGAACUCCCAAAGUAUCUAGCUGAUAAAAAUAAUUGUAAAUUUAAUAGCGAUUUUAUUUAUGAUGUGUCAAAGUUGGCUUUUGAAACACUGUUCAAUUGUCCAAAGGACAAGUCCUUGACAUUUGACAUGUCUGUAUUUGAUCAACAAGAAAUAUCAUAUGAUGUGCGAGAAAGAUGUACGAAACUUGGAAUACUGACAGAAAAUGAAUGUCCAAAUGGCACUGUAUCAGAACCUCCAGCCAUAAUGUUUUCUUUCAUUCACAAAUCAAUCCAAGAAUUUCUUGCGGCAAUUAAUAUUGCUAUCAAUUUCAAAAUAGAAAUAGGUUCAUCCAGUUGCACACACGAUGUUGAAUUGCAAAUAUUUUGCAUGCAGUUUGUUGAUAAAGUUUUACAGAAAUGUUCAACAGUAAAUGACAUUUUACAGCAGUCAAAUGUUAUUUCUUUGCUUUCUGGUCUAGAACCUCAAUUAGCAACAACAAUUUCAAAGUAUAUACGUAGUAUUGUGUCAGAAGAUCCACGUUUUCAUGCAUAUAAGAAAACAAUCGAUUUAACUAUUACAGGCUUUUUUGAAAGACCUCCAAAGUGUGUAACUGAUAUUCAAAAGCUAAUCUUUGAUUCAAUGGAAGAAUGUAAUGCAUGUCUUAGAGCAGAAUGUCCUGUUUUUUAUUUAGAAGAUUUGGUCAUUUCCCCGUGCGAUCAGUUUUGUGAUUGUGAUUUUGUUUUCUCAAGUAUUGAUCAGCAACACAUUGAUCUUCCCUCUGUGAAUUCUAUUUAUGUAAAUACCAUUGAAAGUAGUAAACUUGAAAGUAGUAAACUUAUAUGGUAUUUACCACAUUUUCAGCAUCUUGAAAAGAUUCAUGUUAGUUUUGCAUAUUCAUCAACGGGGUUAUCAAGUAAACAACACGUUAUGGAUGCUAGUAUGUCUGUUGUCAAUACAAUUAGGGCAAAUAUUUCAACAUUAAAAUCACUGUCUCUGGAAGGGAAUCCAAAAAAUAAAAUAUUGUACCCGAUGUAUACAGUAGUUGUAGGCAACCUUCAUAAUAUGACCAAUCUUGUAGCAAUAAAAAUGACUAAUAUAACAAUAAGUCAUGAUAAUACUACCAAACUCUGUUCUUUUCUUCAGAGAAACAAUCAUCUUCAACAAAUAUGUCUUCAUAUAGUUAAUUGUGAGUGUAGAAACCAACAUGAUUUAGAAUUAUCAAAGCACCAACAUCUUCAGUGCCUCUUUUUGACUGGUAAUGUUAGUGUUACAGAUGCUGAUGGUACCGCACUUGAAUUACUUAGAUUUGAGAUUUUGAAAAAUAGUGCCUUUGAGAAAAUAUUUGAUUUUAUCAGAAAAUCUCACAGAUUGAAAGAACUUUAUCUUUCGUCAGAUUCUUUACAUUAUUGUAGAUCAUAUCAUACAAACAUAACAACGAACCUUAUCUCAGCAUUACAAAUGUUACACAAUCUCAGUAAGCUUGAGUUACAUGAUUGUAGGUUAACUGGCAAUAUAAUAAAGUUACCCUUAGCGAUGGAAUGUUUGAAGCAGAUUGAUCUUAAAGGUGUCUGUAUGAGCUUAACAACAUGGAAACAGUUUGUCGAUAACCUUCCUUGUAUUCCUCAUACUGUAUAUGUGAGUAUAUUAAGCUGCUGUAUAACAGGAGAUGGUGAGGAAUUUAAUUAUGAUUGUUUAACAUUAGUGUCAUCAGGAUUUAGAGGACAAAAACGAAGUGAUGCCAUACAAUAUGUCAAAGAUCGGGAACAUUUAUUUUACGUUUAUUACAAUGUUCUUAAUUUUUCAUUUGCAACAAAGAGGGUGCAGACAAGUACUUAAUAUGUUAUAUGUUAUGUCGAUGAAAAACGAUUUUGACAAAAAUCUUAUGUAUUUCGAUAAGGACACGAUGUUUAUUUACGUUUUAUUUCCUAGACAAUAUUUGGAGAGGAAGGAUGUUCACAUUUAAUUGCCCGUGUCUAUAUUUCCGUCCUGUUGACAAGAUGUUAUCGUUGUCGUGCUUCCGUUUGUUGAGUUUCUUUGCUGUAUAACUUUAAAAUAACUUUAACUGUUAUAGUCGCGUCAUUUUUUAAAACUAGUUCUUAUAAUGUGCCCUUACGCACAUGGAUAUUAUGCUACUUUUUAUAGCGAGGGAGUGAGUUAUACCACCUGAUUAAACGAAAACAACAAGCUGUUUCAGAUUUGUUGCGCGUUUUCCCAACAGUAAAACUCUAAAAAAAAUAAACUUUCUUAGAAUAUUCGGAACGGGAACCUUCAAAUAUUAUAAUUGUGAGCCAAUGUUAUUUGUGAUUUUCAGUGACAUGCCCCCUCACGAGUUUAAGCAAGCAUUGUUAUAAUGUUUCGCGAGUAGCUCUAAAAU
Molecule: messenger RNA, 3945 nt
Organism: Ruditapes philippinarum (Manila clam)
Lineage: Eukaryota; Metazoa; Mollusca; Bivalvia; Venerida; Veneridae
Exons: 4
Coding region: 96-3407 (1103 amino acids)
Source: RefSeq, a predicted model, not a curated record